ACAACAUGUCGACCGCAACAUUCGAGGCUAAUCCAGACAGCGAAAACGAACCGUGGAUCGAACGGCCGGCAAUUGAGGGUUCGAAAUUUCGCAUAUGGCACCUGAUGUUUUUCAGUUUUUGCGCCUUUAGCUUUUUGGUGGUCGUCAUCUGUUGUUGCGUACGAAUUCGAAUACCCAGAACGAAGCAAGAAAUCGAGGCAGAUUAUCAACGCAAAAAGGUCGCCAACAAGUUUAAGAAGCGUCUGAAACACAUCAACGAUCAAGUGAUGGAGUCCAUCGAUUUGAAACGAGCACUGGAAAUUAUUAUCGAAACAGAUUUUCAAAGUGAUAAUUGUAAGCGGGAAGAAUCCAUGCCGUGCGAGGUCGUGAAUAGCGAAAGCGAAAAAUUAGUGGCUCCACCCGAAAUCGGCGACAGGCCGAAAAACUUCGGCAAGCUUGUCGCCAACGUAAUGAAAUUGGGAAAAUUUCCGCCUGGCAGCGAAGUUUCCAACGAGGAAUUUUGCCAACGCUGGGAUUAAUAAAAAAUGUGUUUUUCAUGUGGCUUUUUUGUUA
Molecule: messenger RNA, 552 nt
Organism: Cylas formicarius (sweet potato weevil)
Lineage: Eukaryota; Metazoa; Arthropoda; Insecta; Coleoptera; Brentidae
Exons: 3
Coding region: 6-518 (170 amino acids)
Source: RefSeq, a predicted model, not a curated record